AUGUCAGAAAAAGAACGUGAAGCUAUGCGUGAACCUGAGGAUUCACUGUUCUCACAUGAACAACUUCAUGAUGAUUAUGAUGCAACACCUUGGUGGCAACGAAAUUUCUUAAUCAGUCGACCAGUACUGUUUGGAACAUGGGAUGGUGUAUUCACUACUGUUUUAGUCAAUAUCUUUGGCGUUAUUGUAUUCUUGCGAAUGGGAUGGAUUGUGGGAACCGCAGGAAUUGCAAAUGCAGUCUUAUUACUCAUUAUUUGUGCAUCUCUCGCAUUGGUAUCUGUCUUCUCAGCGAUUGGAAUAUGUGAAAGAUGUCAAAUUCAGAGUGGAGGAAUAUAUUUUUUGGUUUCACACGUUCUUGGGGGUCAAAUUGGAGGAGCCGUUGGUUUAAUGUAUGCCUUUGGACAGUCAGUUGCGACUGGAUUAGUUGUGAUCGGUUUUGGGGAAAGCGUUGCUCGAUUUUUUGGCACUGAAAGUACACUUCUUGAUAAGUUUAUUGCCAUAACAACACUACUUGUGUUAGCAGUUAUCAAUAUGGCUGGUAUACGGUGGGUUAUCGGAUUGCAACUUAUACUGCUAGCGUUUCUGGCAAUUGCAGUUGUUGACUUUUAUUUUGGAUCAAUUUUUAGCAUUGAUCUGAAUCAUGGAGUUGGAUAUUUCUCAUUGGAACGAUUUGAUCUUAAUACAAAUCCAAUGUAUGAUGAAUUCAACUGUUCACAGUUUGGCUUCGAUGGACAACAAGCCUCUCAAAAUUUUUUCACCGUUUUUGGUGUUUUUUUUGCAAACUUCCUUGGAGUAUUAGCAGGUUACUUUAAAUUUCCAUCCUUAUGCGAGUUAUCUGCGAUUGGCAUAAGUUCAGUAAUAACGUUAUCAUUCAUUCUACUACUUGGUUCGCUAGUUGAUCGAACUUAUCUAAUUUGCGACUCAAUGAUCGCGGAAAAAGUUGCUUUUACUGGAUUUUUAUUUCUUACUGGGCUCUAUGUUUCCUCGUUGAGUUCUACAGUUGGUACAUUACUUGGAACACCACGUGUGAUUCAAAAUAUCGCUUCAGAAGGGAUUAUUCCAAUUUUGAAUCCGUUAUCAGUAGGAUACGGCCCAAAUAAAAAUCCUUUACGAGCCAGCAUGGUUAUGAUAAUCAUAGCGAUUGUUUUUGUUUUGCUCGGCGACCUGAAUCAUCUCGCAAUUCUCUCAACUAUGCCAUUCCUGAUUACGUAUGCAUUCGUAAACUAUUCUUACGUCUCACUUGCGAUGAGCUAUGAUUUACAAACUGUUACUAAAGUCAGUGCUUCAACAAAAACAUUAACUUAUGGUAGCAUUGAAAAUUUUAAAAGUGCAAAAAGAAGUCAAGAAAGUGGUGAUUUGGAAAAUUUAUUUCCGGAAAGACAUAAUUUUAAUUUGGACGUCGCAAUUUUCAAGCAUGAACUUUUAAUAACUUUGAAAGUUUUAGGUGAAAAGCCAAGUUCCAUAAUUGAUCGACCCAUAACAUGGUAUUCUAGUUUAAGUAAUCGUUACAUAUCAUUAGUUGGGGCUAUCACAAACAUUUCAAUUAUAUUUUUUGUGAAUCUUUGGUAUGCAGUGUUGCAUUUACUAGCUUUAAUUGCUUUAUACUGCUAUAUUGGACGAGUAUGCCCUUCAGCUUUUCCUGGUAUCAGUCAAUUCUCGCUACCACAUAUGUUCAGAACGGCAUUCUCAAGAUCAUCCGGCUCGACGUCAGUUGCGCAUAUGGUUAUCUCUCACGGAUCUGAAAGUAAUCCUGAAUUACAAGUAUCCGUUACAGAAUUGAAUGAAGAAAAUCCAGAUUAUGCAGAUCGCAAACGCUAUCAUCAUUCCAAAUAUUCUGGAUCAGCAUCAGAUAUUGCUGAUGUUCACGUUCAGUGA
This is a messenger RNA of Thelazia callipaeda (thelaziosis nematode), 1875 nucleotides long. The record is from the annotation of a GenBank genome assembly. Lineage: Eukaryota; Metazoa; Nematoda; Chromadorea; Rhabditida; Thelaziidae.